Drosophila teissieri is the source of this 1156-nucleotide messenger RNA. RefSeq names its product phytanoyl-CoA dioxygenase domain-containing protein 1 (gene Phyhd1). The coding region runs from base 175 to 1041 and encodes 288 amino acids. The record is from RefSeq and is a predicted model, not a curated record. The transcript has 3 exons. Lineage: Eukaryota; Metazoa; Arthropoda; Insecta; Diptera; Drosophilidae.
UCUACCGAUCAGUUUUAAAAGACACGCCAAACAGUGCGAAACGUUCUCGAUCGCUGCGGAAAGGCAAUUUCAGUACAAAACCAUAACAAAAGUUCCGGAGUUCGCGUUGUUUGAAUAGAAAACAAAAGUAAUAAUUAAUUCAUAUCAAAAUAAACAAACAGAAAUCGACACAAAAUGCACAGCAAAUUGUUGGACGAGCUGAAUGAAAACGGCUACAUUGUCAUCGAGGACUUCCUCACCGCCGAGGAAGUGGACUCGCUGUACCAGGCGGGAAGAGCGCUGUGCCUGGAUGCUCCGCAGAACAACCGGAAGAUCUUCAGCACCAUCAAGCAGGAGGAUGCACAGGGCAAGGAGCUGUACUUCAUGGAGUCGGGCGACAAAGUGCGUUACUUCUUCGAAAAGGGGGCCGUGGGCGAUGAGGGUCAGCUGCUGGUGGAUCCCAUGAUCGCGCUCAACAAAGUGGGCCACGCUCUGCAUGUGGAGCAUCCUGCCUUCAAUGCCAUCACCUUCAGCAACCGGGUGCGGGAGAUCUGCUGGCAGCUGAACUACAACAAGCCGGCCGUCUGCCAAAGCAUGUACAUCUACAAGAAUCCCGGAGUGGGUGGCGAGGUGACGCCGCAUCAGGACUCGUGGUUCCUGCACACGGAUCCCAACUCGGCGGUGGGCUUUUGGCUGGCCCUCGAGGAUUGCACCCUGCAGAACGGCUGCCUGCAGUUCAUCAAGGGAUCCCACAAGAGUGGCGUCCACAGGCGCUACCUCCGCAAUCCCGACAAGGAUGCCAGCGAGCUGAUGGUCUACGAUCGGGCUGCUCCCAUCUAUCCGCAGUCCAGCUUCACGCCGAUGCAAGUCAGCAAGGGCACCUGCAUUCUAAUCCAUGGAAAUGUGGUGCACAAGAGUGAGCCGAAUCGUUCGCAGAAGAGUCGCCACGCCUACACCUUCCACGUCAUCGAGACUGAGAACAACGUCAAGUAUUCGGAGGACAAUUGGCUGCAGGCGCCGAAGGACAAGCCAUUCCCUGUCCUCUUCGAGCGCAAGGCCUGAGGAUCUGGUGGAGAUCGUGAUUCGGUAUUUUCGCAUAUAAGACUCUAGUUCCGUUGUACACGCCAACAUGUAUGAUGUAAUUGUAAAUGUAAAGAAUAAACUUCCUACUGUAUUA